UCGAAGGAACAUUUCAGCUCCUGUCAGUUGGCCCCACCGCUUGUCAGUGGAGGAGGAGAUCAUGCGAGAAGACCUUGGGAAGAGAUGGGAAGAGUUUUAUAAGCUCCACCGAGAGGCGAUGAAGUGGAAAGAAGAGGAGAGGAAGAGGCGAGAAGUCCCUUUGGAAAUUUAUGCUCGAGGUCCCCAAGCUGUUAAAGCAUAUGAUAAAGCCUUAACGGAGGGAAGGGCCUGCAUCAAGAGAAUACCAGUGAUGUUGAUCGGACAGGAGCGGACAGGAAAAACUAGUCUAAAAAAGUCAUUAAAAGGAGAAAUUUUCAACGAAAAAGAGGAAAGCACAGUCGGAAUCGAGACUGACCCUUCGUACUUUAAAGUAUCGACAGAGAUUUGGAAAGGCGGAAAAGAGGAGGAAGAAGUAGAAUUUGAGCCAGAAGAUCAAUUUGAACACCUUGCAGCAGCGAAAGUAAUCUGUGAAUUUUUAAGGGAACAAAGGGCAAGUCCAGAGUCAGAUGCAGAGUCAGAGUUAAAGCCUCCGGAUGAAUCAAGCAGAAACAGUUCUCGUGAUGGCGCAACUAAGCCCUCAAGAAAUAUCGAGUCCUUACACAGAAAAUUGCCCGAGGAAAUAGCAAGGCUGGUGGAAAAAAUGCUUCAAAAGGAGGAAAAUGCAAACCACGAAGACAACAUCUACUCAGUUCUGUGGGAUUUUGGUGGACAAUCAGUGUACUACGAAACCCAUCCAAUUUUCCUUACGGAGAAAGCUAUCUACAUUUUGGUGUCUAACUUGAGUCGUGAUCCAGACGAGGAAGCCAGCCCGCCUGUCAGAACAGGGCUUUUCGAGAACAAAGUUGACAUUGACUGCCGUAAAACAAACCUUGAUUAUCUGGACUUUUGGAUGUCAUCAAUAUAUUCCCUAGUAAGUCCAGAUGUUCUAAGCCCUCAACAGGCCGCUUCGAAUGUUACUCAUGUUUUGCCACGGAGGCUUCCCCCGGUAUUCCUGGUAUGCACCCAUGCUGACGUGCCGUUUGGUGGAUCUAACGCCAGAGAUCUUGCUCUUAAAAGGUAUGGCUUUUUGCAGCGCAAGAUGUACAAGGAACAUCUGUAUAAAGACUUUUACGUCGUGGAUAAUACAAAGUCUGGGAGCGAAGAAGAAUGUAUUGAAGUUAAGCGACUGAGAGGGGAGGUACUUGCUGUUGCAAAGGAACUGCAACUGACGAAAGAAGAAAUUCCGGUGAAGUGGUUGAGGUAUGAAAACAAGCUUCGCAAAAAGCAUGAUAAGUGGAUAACACGUGAAGAAGCCAAGAGGAUUGCAUUUGAAGCCUGUGGAAUCCGAGAAGAUGAUGAGUUUUCCAUUUUGUUGAAUUUUUUGCAUGAUCAGAGAAUUGUGAUUCAUUUUAGAGGCUCUCCAGAGUUGGAAAGAAUGGUGAUAUUAGAUCCUCAAUGGCUUGUUGAUGUCCUCAAAAACAUAAUCACCGUAACGCGUUAUAAAGACACGGAGCAUCCUGUCAGAGACCUCUGGAUAAAACUUGAAGACACCGGAAUCUUGGAUGAAAAGCUCAUUGACCAUGCUUGGAGAGACUUGCCUGACGACCAAGGAAGUCACGAGAGCCUCAUUGCUAUCAUGGAGAGAUUAAGCUUGCUUUCCCCCUGGCCGUCAUCUAAAGAUAGCAAGCAGUACCUUGUGCCAUCCAUGUUGAUGUCACCCCCAACAGAUGACGUCCUACAGCAUCUCGACUCUGUAAACAUUCCACCUCUUUUUGUAACAUUUGCAUCAGGUCGAGUGCCUCCCGGUGUAUUCUCCCGACUUAUCCUGCAUUUUCUCCAGUGGUGUAGUGAAGAAUGGAACAGUGCAGUGAGCCCAGAGUUGUUUCAUAAUUUUGCCAUGUUUCACAUUCUUCCGGACCAAGGUAUCUCCGUCAUUUUUUGGUGCCAUGUCUCAGCUAUCGAAGUCGCCAUUUACAGCAAAGAUUAUGACGAGAAAAAAGCAGAUAUAUCCCGUGCUGUUCGCUGGAAAUUGAGGUUUAUAGUCGAAUGCAUGCGGAAAGAGUUUCACUGGCUCAACAACGUAAAGUACGAUUUGUGUGUCUGCUGCCCAGUCUGUUCUCGACCAGGGUCGGUAAAAUGCCGCGAUCAUGACGUGCGUGGAUGUGAGUGUCUACACUUCUUGUCAGAAUCUGAUUUGAGACAGCAUCAACAUUGUGACAGACCAGGACGCACCAUUCGUUUGGAUCGCAAGAUUCGGGUCGAGCAGUUUCAAUGUUGGUUCUUAAUCGGAGAAGAAGAGGAGGGCGCCGGAAUGUCAACGAAUCAGCAGUUGCAAGCUCUUCACACAACAAGUCAUGGAGGUUCCCUCGGUGCGAAACGCAUAUUUUCUAUAGAAGGAAAGAAAUGGAAAGAGCUGCCCGAGAGUAUCAAAACCUCCAUCCAGUCCAUUCCACUCAACUCAGGAAGUAAUGUUAAGGAUAUUGUAAUUCAGUUUCAAGAAGCUCUGCAGUUGAAACCAGCAUCUUUGGCCAUUCCAGAGCCUGAGACGAAAAGUAUGAUUCGUGACCUCGCCCUGAGAGCUAAAUCUGAGAAACGGGAUGAUUUGGUGAGACACUUACGAGAUAUUACACCUGCUGGCACUACUGGACCGUUGUUGAAUGAGGAUAUGUCAGUUGGUUGCAUGCCAUAUAAACAAUACGAGGAUUUAACGUUCAGCCUCUCGGGUGGAGACGAGUGGAAACUGUUGGCAGAAAGGCUGGGUUUAUCCCAAAUCCAGAUUCGCUUUCUAGACAAGAGAGUUACGAAUCCUUCUGACGUUGUCCUUAGCGCUGUGGGAAAGCAUCGCCACCUGAGUGUUGGAGAAAUCUAUGACACAUUAGUCGACUGCGAGCUACCAGCUAUCGCAGAUCUAAUGUAAAUUAGAAUAUGAAUACUGGAAGAAGGCGAUUGACACAGCAAGAACCAGUAGCAAGAAGCAAGGUAGCGGCCGAAGACUUAUUUGCGAGAGAUCUAAGGGAAAAUACUCUUCCUGAGCUUGGAGUCGAUAAAUUAUGCGUU
Molecule: messenger RNA, 3036 nt
Organism: Pocillopora verrucosa
Lineage: Eukaryota; Metazoa; Cnidaria; Anthozoa; Scleractinia; Pocilloporidae
Source: RefSeq, a predicted model, not a curated record